This is a messenger RNA of Vavraia culicis subsp. floridensis, 827 nucleotides long. RefSeq lists its product as uncharacterized. Bases 1 to 411 code for a protein of 136 amino acids. Lineage: Eukaryota; Fungi; Microsporidia; Pleistophoridae. The record is from RefSeq and is a predicted model, not a curated record. The transcript has a single exon.
AUGUCAUGCAUCGUACUCAUACUCGCGCUCGUACACGCGGCCCAACAAAAACGUUUUGAUAAGCUUGUUAGAAGCAUACACAUGGCCACAUAUGAUCGUUACUACAACGAUCAUAUGGAAUGGGAGGUUAGAAACUGCAAUGACACCAAUCGAUCGACGCGUGGUUAUUUUAGAGAUUUGCUACCUGACAUAUGCCCGAUGUACCGAUCAACUAGGAAAGAGUGUUUGAAAGAGCGGAGAGCCGGUAGUGGAACGGAGUGUGUGAUUCUUUCGACCGGAACGGGCGGUACGGGUAUGAGUGGCAACACAAAUGGUAAUGAGGAUGUAAAUAAUAGAAGCGAGCACCUGAGUUGUGAAGAGAAUGGAACGGAAAUUUGUGCACAAGCGGUUGAAAAUAGGCUGGGCGUGUAAUUCUGAUGAGAUGAAAGACGAGUGGGUGCUAAGCGAUUUCUUGGACAAGCCGUAGUGGGAAAAGUGGUGAUAAUUACAAGCAUAAGAAUUUAAAGCAAGUUUAAUUGGCGCAGUACCAACUUAGCUCUGGGCUAUCAUUGGUGAUGAGGAUAAUUGCUAAAUUAAUUCUGAGCUGCAAUACGUUCACAGCCCAUUGUUAGGCUAUGUCUGUGCACAGCCCCAUGCCAUCAUGAGAAACGUAAUGUAGCGGAUCGCUAUUGCCUCACAUAAAGUCGUGAUACGAUGAUUUGCCACUCAAAUUUCUUCGUUAAAAAUAAUUUUUUACCAUCUCAUCUAUUCAAUACACUGCUCUGAACCGUUUGGCCGAACAUACAUGCCUUUGAUCCAUGGAUUUACUUCCUAGGUGUGCCUUUCAA